GCACUCGAAAAUAGGCGAAGAUUUCGAAAAUUCCUAUUUCUCAGCGUACAGUUUCUCGUCACGAUGAUUGUCGCAUCCAUUCAUCGAUCAUUCCAUGAGAUCAAAAUCAAUCUCUCUUACGCUGAUCAAUUAAUUAAUCACCUUCUCUGUCGACGCCCAUCACUUUAUUAUUACACAAAUCUCCCUUCCGAUACCGGCGAUUUUCGAUUUCUGGAAUUUUCACAAUUUAUGCGACCACAUUCUUCAUUUUUUUUUUCUUCUCAAUGGAAAUGCAAAAUUGAUUAGCUCUUUCUCCGAUAUAAAUGGGCAUUCCAAUAAAUAUUACUGUAGGUUCUCAAGUGUGGAUUGAGGAUCCAUCAGUUGCUUGGAUUGAUGCACAAGUAUCAGAGGUUAAUGGACAGGAAGUUCAGGUUCAGACAUCUGAUGGGAGGACGGUUGUAGCAACUUUAUCAAAAACUCACCCCAAGGAUGAAGAUGCUCCUGAUGGAGGAGUGGAUGACAUGACUGAACUUUCAUAUUUGCAUGAGCCUGGAGUCUUACAUAAUUUGGCAACAAGAUAUCAACUCAACGAAAUCUAUACUUAUACUGGAAGUAUUCUUAUAGCCAUUAAUCCGUUCCAAAAACUGCCUGAUUUAUAUGAUGGCCGCAUGAUGGCAAAAUACAAAGGAGUACAACUCGGUAAACUAAGUCCUCAUGUCUUUGCUAUAGCUGACACUGCUUACAGGGCGAUGAUCAACGAGGGUAAAAGCAAUUCUAUACUGGUUAGUGGUGAAAGUGGUGCUGGUAAGACUGAAACUACUAAAAUGCUUAUGCAAUAUCUUGCCUAUUUGGGCGGCCAUAAGGGCUCUCAAAAACGGACUGUGGAACAACAAGUGCUGGAGUCAAAUCCAGUACUUGAAGCAUUUGGCAAUGCCAAAACAGUUAGAAAUAACAAUUCAAGCCGUUUCGGUAAAUUUGUGGAGAUUCAGUUUGAUAAGAAUGGAAGAAUAUCUGGAGCAGCUAUUAGAACGUAUCUUCUUGAAAGAUCUCGAGUUUGCCAAGUUUCAGACCCUGAACGGAACUAUCACUGUUUCUACCUUCUAUGUGCAGCACCACAGGAGGAGAUCAAAAGGUACAAGUUGGGGGAUCCCAAAUCAUUUCGCUAUCUCAACCAAUCAAAUUGCUAUGAACUAGUAGGUGUUAAUGAUGCCCAUGACUAUCUUGAGAUAAGGAGGGCAAUGGAUAUUGUUGGAAUUAGCGAGAAAGAGCAGGAAGCAAUUUUUAGUGUUGUGGCUUCUGUUCUUCAUCUUGGUAAUAUAGAAUUCGAAAAGGGCAAUGAAGUUGAUUCAUCAGUUGUGAAAGAUGACAAAUCUAGGUUUCAUCUUCAAACUACUGCAGAGCUUCUGAUGUGUGAUGUUACUUCACUGGAGGAUGCCCUACUAAGACGUGUAAUGGUCACUCCUGAAGAAGUUAUAAAGAGAAGUCUUGAUCCUGAAGCUGCAGCAGUAAGCAGAGAUGGAUUAGCUAAAACACUAUAUUCUCGCUUAUUCGACUGGCUGGUGGACAAAAUAAAUAACUCGAUUGGACAAGAUCCUCACUCAAAAUCUCUAAUUGGUGUUCUUGACAUUUAUGGUUUUGAAAGUUUCAAAAGUAAUAGUUUUGAACAAUUCUGCAUUAAUUAUACUAAUGAGAAGCUGCAGCAACAUUUUAACCAGCACAUGUUCAAGAUGGAGCAGGAGGAAUACACUAAGGAAGAGAUAGACUGGAGCUAUAUAGAAUUCGUGGACAAUCAGGAUGUUUUAGAUCUUAUUGAAAAGAAACCUGGAGGCAUCAUUGCUCUUCUUGAUGAAGCCUGUAUGUUCCCCAAGUCAACUCAUGAAACAUUCUCACAGAAGCUUUAUCAGAUAUUCAAGACCAACAAACGCUUUGUUAAACCAAAAUUGUCCCGCACUGAUUUUACCAUUGCUCAUUAUGCUGGAGAGGUUCAAUACCAGUCUGAUCAGUUUUUAGAUAAGAACAAAGACUAUGUCGUUCCUGAGCAUCAAGAUUUGUUAAGUGCUUCUAAAUGCCCAUUUGUAGUGGGCCUUUUUCCUCCUGUUGCUGAGGAGUCAACUAAAUCUUCAUCCAAAUCUUCCAAGUUCUCAUCCAUUGGUUCUCGUUUCAAGUUACAACUCCAAUCAUUGAUGGAAACUCUGAAUUCUACAGAACCUCAUUACAUUAGAUGUGUGAAGCCUAACAGUCUUCUGAAACCGGCAAUAUUUGAGAACGUUAACAUUAUGCAGCAGCUACGUUGUGGUGGUGUUCUAGAGGCAAUCAGAAUUAGUUGUGCUGGCUAUCCCACGCAUAAGACAUUCUCUGAGUUUAUGAAUCGAUUUGGUGUUCUUGCUCCAGAGGUCUUCCAAGAGCAGGAUGAUGAAAAAGUUGCGUGCAAAAAGAUAUUAGAAAAGAUAGGGCUUGCUGGUUAUCAGAUUGGACAAACAAAGAUUUUUUUGAGAUCAGGGCAGAUGGCCGAGCUAGAUGCACACAGAGCACUAAAGCUAUCCGCUGCAGUUAAGACAAUACAAAAGGAAACUAGAUGUCAUAUUUCUAGGAGAGAUUAUGUUUCUUUGCAGAAGGUGGCAAUUUGCUUACAAUCCUUGUGUCGAGCAAGGUUUGCUUUCAAAUCAUAUGUUACCUUGAAAAGAGAGGCUGCUUCUCUCAAAAUCCAGACAAAGUUGCGUGGACACUUAGCCAGAAAAUCCUACACGAAACUUAAAUUAGCAGUCAUUGCUCUUCAGACUGGAAUUCGAGUGGCAGCUGCACGAACUAAGUUCAGAUAUGAAAAGCGAACCAAGGGAGCUCUGAUUAUACAGGCCUAUGAGCGCCGUCACAAAGUCCUUUCAUACUAUAGGAAACUCAUAUGGGCAUCAAUUUUUACACAAUGCAGAUGGAGGGGAAUUGUUGCAAGGAGAGAGCUUCGCAAACUAAAGAUGGCUUCAAAAGAAACAGGUGUGCUUAUAGAGGCAAAGGAUAAGCUUGAAAAACAGGUGGAAGAACUUAGAUUGCAGUUGCAGUUGGAGAAACGUCUAAGGAUGGACUUGGAAGAGGCAAAGGAUCAGGAAAUAGCAAAAUUGCAUAAUUCAAUGCGAGACAUGCAAAGCAAACUGAAUGAAACAGAUACACUGCCCAUCAGGGAAUAUGAGGCUGCUCCAAAAGCAGUUGAAGAAGACUCUUUGAUUGUUGAUAAGAAACCAAUUCUUGUCGAGGAUGAAGAAAUCAUUGAAUCUUUAACUGCAGAGUUGAAAACUUUAAAGGUGUUAUAUCAAAAAGAAAAGCAACGUGCUGAUGAUUCUGAGAGGAAAUGUGCUGAAGUUCAAGAAUCAAGUAAAGAGAAGUGCCGGAAGUUGGAAGAAACUGAAAGAAAAGUUCAACAACUUCAGGAUUCAGUUAACAGGAUGAUUUACAGUAUAUCAGACCAAUUCUCAGAGCUGAAAAUGAUAUUACAUCCUUCUUCCGGCCAGAGUUCAGCUUCAGGACUCAUUUCUAGAGGUUAUCCUGAUGAUGCUACAUCUGCUUCAGCUGAUGCUACGUGUACCAACUCUGACUUUACAUUUCCAGCUCCUGGCUCAACUCCAACCCAAUUUUCUUCUCCAGAUUCUCAUGCUUUUCAGCUUAUAGUUCAGGAUCUGGCAGCAGCUGAUAUCUCAGGUUCUGGAAACUGGGAAAAUGACCGGGACGGGAUAUUUGAUGACUUCUUCUGAUGGAAAAUGUUCUUCAAUUUGGUAUAUCUCUAUACAUGCUAGCCUUAGAUGGUUAGCCUAUUUGGCUUUUAGCAGUCAUCUCAACCAGAUCUAAACAACUACCUUUGUACAGCAGCAUGAUCAGGUACAGUUUCUCUCAAACAAAAGUUAUUCUGGUAUUGUAGUUUCUCCAUGAACUACUCUCUUAUGUUCUGAAUUUAUGUGCGAUUAAGUGGGUAAUUUAAGUAAAAUGGUCAAUUUAAUGUAGACCUGCAAGAGCUGUUUUGCAAGCCUGCUGCUCUCUAUGAGUUAGAACCACUCCUUUUGCAUGCAGAACUCUAAAAUACCCUUUCGUUGUAUGGCUCCAACAAAUGGUGCUGCCAGGAUCAAGUAGGGAAAUAAAAUGUUGAUCCAUAGACUUGUUAUCACAUUGUGUUCUUACCCGAAACAAGUCUCAUUUUCUUCUUUAAUUUGUUUGAACCAUUAGUUUGGUAACUCACAAUGAAAAUUGUCAAUGCACCAAAAUUAUGUUUAUUAUUUAUAUCCUUGAACUACAAAAUGGACAUCUUGGAAUAGUUGAAAUUUCUGGAUUUAGUUAUGAAAAAACUAUUUAACCUUUUCCAAUAGGUUGGUGAAAAGCUGACCAACCUAGAUUCGGAAAAGAAACAGCAGGCUCUGUCAAUGGCUCAGAGCAAUACAUGCUGUUUGGAUGCUCCAGAUCAAUUAUUCAGGUAAUCCUGGGUAAAAUCUUUCUCAUAUUUGACUUUAGAAUCUUUAUCUUUGCUUACUCUUACCCAUUAUGUCAUAUUGUAAGAGGUCUGAAGCCAAAACGGUAACAUAGUAAUUCAAAGGCUUGUAGAUUACAUUGUCGUUCGAGUAUUUUGCUUACUUGUUCUAUCAGUUAACUAAGAACUGGGAUUUAUAAUAGGAUCAACAGAUCACAUCACUGAAUUCAAGUGUUAAUUAAGAGGUCGAGGGAAGACCGCAAAAAUCACUUGAUGAGAAAAAGGGGUACCAGAACUUGUUCAUACACUGUAUUACACUGUGCUCUUGACUUCUUUGAGGACAGAUCUGGUCAUGCUUGCACUAUCUACAAGUGCCUUAUGCAGUGGCGGUUGAGAGGACUCAAGCUAUUGAGUGUUAUUAAAGCCCCUAGAAAAUGAUGAUAAUAUCCUAUUGGCUAGCUGAUACAUCCACUCUGUUGGUGCUGCUCAAACAUACAUUGGAAGCUGGUGUACUUUUGAAUAAUAACGUACCGGCAGUCACAUUGGCUACUCUAUUCCAUAGAAUGACACAGCUAUCAGGGAACCCCUCAAGGAGUUAAUCUUUCUCCCAUCAUUGGUGAUUCAGCUGGCGUGCUGAAGGCAAAGAUCCAGAUUCUCUGUUCGAUUAGCAGCUAACAUCAUCUGUAGAAAUGAUUUAUGGGACUAAUCUGUGAUGAUUCUGCAUCUAGGCUUCGAGAUUAUCCAGACCAGGCAUACUAAACGAGACUGCAAACACACUCACCAAUGCUGCUACUCAGUGCUCACUGGCAACAUGUCAAGAGACUUUCUAUCUAUCUGAACAUGCUGAAAUCCAACCAUGAUUGUUGCUGAUAAAUUGCAAACUGGGGAGAGACCAGAGUCCAGAUGUGCCAAUAAACAUAUGCCAACCUUGGAAUGCUUGUAGACUUGAGAGAGAAUACUCUAAGCACAAUUUUGCUACAGAAAUUUUUUACAAUAGUUUUGAGCACACUUUUGUAGCAUAAUCAAUUCAAAAAGUUCAAUAAACAAUCAAUCUGUAUACAAAACUCGUUGCAGUAAAUUAUAUAAAUCCUCUGUGUAUGUUUAGAGGAUUUGUCACAUUUUAAUUAUUUUUGCACUGGCUAUCAACCCCUAGGCGGAUCCAUGAUUUGAAGUUUGUGGUUUCCCACCUAUGACCAAGAGGGAAAC
This is a messenger RNA of Solanum tuberosum (potato), 5629 nucleotides long. RefSeq names its product myosin-9-like. The record is from RefSeq and is a predicted model, not a curated record. Gene Ontology annotation, biological process: actin filament organization. The coding region runs from base 303 to 3719 and encodes 1138 amino acids. NCBI's taxonomy places the organism in Eukaryota, Viridiplantae, Streptophyta, Magnoliopsida, Solanales, Solanaceae. Gene Ontology annotation, molecular function: actin filament binding; ATP binding; microfilament motor activity. Gene Ontology annotation, cellular component: membrane; myosin complex; cytoplasm. The transcript has 31 exons.